AUGGCAAACUUAAAUACUACUAUCGAAUACAUUAGUGCCGAUUUACACAAUGCGGCAGCAGAAGGCAAGCUUGAUCCAUUCAAGGUUUAUCAAGGUCAUCUUGAUAGCCUACUUACCCCUUACAAAAACACAAUAUUGCACGUCUACCUUAACACUCCAAGUGAAAGAUCCCCCGAGUUUAUAAAAGGGGUAGUUGGCAUUCCAUCAGGGCCGUCACUGUUAUCGAAGGGCAAUGACUACGGUGAUACUCCGUUGCACAUUGCAGCAAGGUACGGGCAUGCUGAUGCAGCAAAAGAACUAAUCGAACAGGCAAAGGCUUCAACACACAAUGAAAUAGAUUUAGAGGGCGGAGAAGGGCCAAGAGAGAGUGAAAUGGCAGCAGUGAGGAAGAUGUUAAGGAUGACAAAUAAAAAUAAAGAAACGGCCUUGCAUGAGGCUGCACGAAAUAAAAAAAGUCUGGGUGUCGUCAAAGAAAUAUUGAGUUAUGAAGCUCGUGAUGAGUUUACAUAUUCUGCCAAUGAUUAUGGGGAAACUCCGCUUUACCUAGCUGCUAAAAAUGGAUGCGAAGAGAUAGUCUCCGAACUAUUAAAAAAUCUCAAGUCACUGCAUUACGAUGGCCCCAAUGGUAGAACAGCUUUACAUGCGGCAGCAAUGCACAACCACAUCGAAAUAACAGACGAGCUAUUGCAGAAACAGAGUAACUUGGCAAAAGCAACAGAUGAAAAAGGUUGGACUCCACUUCACUAUGCUGCAUAUAAAGGUUAUACUUCAGUGGUCCAAAGGCUGUUAGAGAAGGAUAAAUCUACUGCUUAUAUUGCCGAUAAAUAUCAAAAGAGGACAGCUCUUCACAUUGCAACCUGUCGAGGAUUUCAAGACAUAAUGGAAGAGAUCAUUUCUAAAUUUCCAGGUUGCUGCGAACUUAUCGACAUUAAAGGUUGGAAUGUUCUUCACUAUGCGGUGAUUAGCAAAAGUAGUGAGGUAUUGAAAGCAGCAAUUCAACAUUCAUCGUUGAUUUACCUUUUAAAUGGGAAAGAUAUUAAAGGGAAUACGCCUGUCCAUCUAUAUAAGGCUUAUCAUCCUCGUUUGUCUUCUUUCAUACGAAAAGGAGAUACUGAUAUGUUCACCUAUUGGACAGAACUGCACAAUCAAAUCCCUGCUAGAUACAUUUCCUCAAAGAAGAAUGAAAUUUUAGAAUGGAUGAAAGACCUUGGCACUGGACCAUUGGGUGAAAUUCAGAAUGAACAGGGCACUGAAUCAUUGAGAGAAAUUCAGAAUGAAAAAGGCAAUGAACCACUGGGGGAAGUCCAGAAUGAAAAAGGCACUGAAGCAUCGAAGGAAAUCAAGAAUGAAAAAGGCACUACACCACUGGGGAAAAUACAAAGUGAAAAAGCCACUGGACCAUAUGAGGAAAUUCAUAAUGGAAAAGAAGAAGAUAGGAGAAAAAAAAAUAUGAUAGGCCGAUUUGAAGAAGCCAAAGACUCUCAUUUGGUGGCUGCAGCACUUAUAGCAACAGUAUCCUUUGCCGCAGUGUUCACAAUACCCGGUGGUUAUAUAAGUGAUGAAAAUAAUUUAAUGAAGGGAACUCCUAUCUUAAGCAAAAGUCCGGCUUUUAAAGCAUUUAUCAUAUCAGAUACCAUAGCUAUGAUUUUAUCUACUUGUUCCGUCUUUAUCCACUUUAUGUUGGUGAUUUUGGGAUAUGUGGAAAUAUACUAUUGGUUAAUAAGAUGUGCCAUCAGUUGCCUCUUCUAUGCAAUGAUAGCAAUGGUGAUUACAUUUGUGACAGGCACUUGUGCAGUUCUAUCAACUUCUAUAGGGUUUGGCAUUUCCGUCAUCGGAUUGGGCUUCUUCCUCUUGUUAUUUUACUCCAUCAUAAGGGUGACAAUUAAUUUAUUUGAAGAUGAUGAUGAUGAUGAUGACGACGACGACGACGACGGCGGCAACGAUGGUGAUAUAUUUACCAAACAACAAAGACAAAAAAUAAUAACUUUCUCUUGGCUGACUGGCGGGAUUUUCUGGUUGGGCUUCUUGGUCAUUCUCCUUUAUUGCCUUCUUCAAGAUUUGAUUGACAAGAUCAAAGAGUGGCUGAAGAAGUCAGUCAACCUAUAAUUAGAUCCCAGGAAAGGAGAUACAUGCUUGCUGUAUCUUCGUGGCAUGCAAAUCUCUUGGCUGACUGGCGGGAUUAUCUGGUUGGGCUUCUUGGUCAUUAGCCUUUAUUUUUGGCUUCAAGAUUUGAUUGACAAGAUCAAAGAGUGGCUGAAGAAGUAAGUCAACCUAUAAUUAAAUCCCAGGAAAAGGAGAUACAUGCUUGUUUUAUCUUCGUGGUAUGUAAAUGUAAAUGUUUGCUAUGAUGUGUUAUUGAUUUAGUUUUGAGUUUUAUUAGGCUAAUUUAUUGCCUAAAGGCGGAUACUCAUUAGCCUUAUGGCAUAUGGGUGGCAUGUAAUGUCUUUUUAUUUUACUUCAUGCAUAUAUUUACUAAGACCUUUUUUUC
Molecule: messenger RNA, 2488 nt
Organism: Hevea brasiliensis (rubber tree)
Lineage: Eukaryota; Viridiplantae; Streptophyta; Magnoliopsida; Malpighiales; Euphorbiaceae
Product: ankyrin repeat-containing protein At5g02620-like
Exons: 5
Coding region: 1-2106 (701 amino acids)
Cellular component (GO): plasma membrane
Molecular function (GO): protein phosphatase 1 binding; protein phosphatase regulator activity
Source: RefSeq, a predicted model, not a curated record